GUUAUUGGAAAAGGGAGGAGACAGCAUCAUAAAUUCUGAAACCAGACCUACCUCUAUCACUUAUAAAUGCAGCUCGGGGAAAGACAAUACAACUAAGAUAAAGGAACGAAGGGAAACAACAAGAAUACGCCAGCCAGUGUCAGACUCAAGUUUCAGCACCACAGACAGCUCCUGAUCCCAUCUCAGCUCCACAGCCUGCUCCUGAUCCAAUUCAAGCUGCACAGACUUUUCCUGAUCCGACCCAAGCUGCACAGACUGCUCCUGAUCCAACCCAAGCUGCACAGACUGCUCCUGAUCCCAUCUCAGUUUCCCAGACAGAUCCUGAUUCCCACUCCAGCUCCGAACUCAGCACCUGAUCCAACACAAGUUCCACAGCCAACUCCUGAUCCCAGCUCAGCACCUCAGACAGCUCCUGUAACAGUCAGAUGAUGGAAGGAGUUCUAGUUUUUUGGAAAUAUCGCACUCUCUUCUCCCUCUUCCUCUGCACGCUGGCUCUCUUCAGGGUCCAUUUAGCUCAGGCAGUCCCUGCACCACAGCAAAAUAUCGACCCCUCUUCUCUCUCCAAAAUAUCCCCCCGGGGCAGCCACUGGGCUGUAGGACACCUAAUGGGAAAAAAGAGCAUAGAGGAAUAUCCAUAUGGCUACGAUGGAGGGGACAAGGUCCUGGCUGCGGCUUACUUUGACAAACCGAUGGAGGGGUAUCAGCAGUGGAAAGAGGCACUCAUCAGUAUAUUGAGAAUGUUAGAGACAAGUGAUUCUAGAAACAAUCAGCCCAUCAGAGACACAGUGUCUUUUAACAAGAAACUCUGGGACACAGAGGACAACAACAAUUAUAAAGAGAUAUUGGAUUAUCUAUAUCAACUGAUGAACAUGCGAGAGAACAGUCAAAGCUGAACUACAAACAACCACUCAGGAGAGAAGACACAUUUUAUUUCUCGAAAGGCUCUGUUCACAAACAUUUGAUUGUACCAGAUAACUAAGAUUUUAUUAAUGUAAACAAUACUAAUUAUUGUGUAAAGUAUAUGAGUUUUCCUUGUCCAAUUUUUUUAAAUCCAUUGCAUUAAAGCAAGGACUCAUUUUCUCAA
This is a messenger RNA of Pelobates fuscus (common spadefoot toad), 1084 nucleotides long. It is a transcript of the gene GRP, whose product is annotated as gastrin releasing peptide. The record is from RefSeq and is a predicted model, not a curated record. Lineage: Eukaryota; Metazoa; Chordata; Amphibia; Anura; Pelobatidae. The coding region runs from base 426 to 893 and encodes 155 amino acids. The transcript has 3 exons. Gene Ontology annotation, biological process: neuropeptide signaling pathway. Gene Ontology annotation, molecular function: neuropeptide hormone activity.